Pneumocystis jirovecii RU7 is the source of this 1221-nucleotide messenger RNA. RefSeq lists its product as uncharacterized. Lineage: Eukaryota; Fungi; Ascomycota; Pneumocystomycetes; Pneumocystales; Pneumocystaceae. The record is from RefSeq and is a predicted model, not a curated record. The coding region runs from base 1 to 1221 and encodes 406 amino acids. Gene Ontology annotation, molecular function: DNA binding; phosphoric diester hydrolase activity; zinc ion binding. Gene Ontology annotation, cellular component: mitochondrion; nucleus. Gene Ontology annotation, biological process: base-excision repair. The transcript has 7 exons.
AUGAUAGAUAUUUCCAGAAAACCGGAUUUUGAAGCCUUUAAAGUGGAUAAAUUAGAGAAUGAAAAGAUACAUUUUCCUGAAAAGAGGAAGAUUGAUUCAUUAGAAGAAUGUGAAUUUUCGAAUGGAGACUCUGUAUUUUCAAAAAAAUCAUUUGAAUCAAAUAAAUCAAUGGAUUCGUCAUCAAAAAUGCAGAAUUUUGGUAUUUUUAUUGGUGCACAUGUUUCUGCAGCAAAGGGAAUAUAUAAUGCAGCAGUCAAUAGUGCAAGUAUAGGGUAUUUUCAUGAUUGUUUUUGUGAGAUGUUGAUUGAGAAUAAAAGUGGAAAUGCGUUUGCUAUGUUUUUGAAAUCUCAAAGAAAAUGGGUAGCUUCUGAAUUAAAGGUACAAGAUAUUGAUUAUUUUAAAAAGCUUUCUGAAGAAUAUGGUUAUGAUUUAAAAAAACAUGUUCUUCCUCAUGGAUCAUAUCUUGUAAAUCUUGCGAAUUCCGAUAAAGAGAAGAGAGAUAAGGCUUAUGUGAAUUUUAUAGAUGAUGUAAAACGCUGUCAAAAGCUAGGAAUAGGGAAAUUCAAUUUUCAUCCUGGUUCAUGCGGAAAUUCUAUAAGAGCAGAUGGAAUAAAACAUUUAACAGAUUGCAUAAAUAGGGCACAUAAAGAAGUCAGUGAUGUAGUACUUGUUGUGGAAAACAUGGCUGGUCAAGGAAAUACUCUUGGAAAUAGUUUUGAAGAAUUGGCUACCAUUUUAGAUAAAGUUGAAGAUAAAUCCAGAAUUGGCUUUUGUCUUGAUACAUGUCAUCUUUUCGCUUCAGGAUAUGAUAUAAGAACUAAAGAAUCAUACCAUAAUGUUAUGGACAAAUUCGAAAAUAUAAUCGGGUUUAAGUAUCUUGCAGGUAUUCAUUUAAAUGAUUCAAAAACACCUCUUGGAUCUAAAAGAGAUCUUCAUGCCAAUAUAGGUCGUGGGUACAUAGGGCUUGAAGCCUUUAGAGUCCUUAUAAAUGAUAAAAGGAUGCAAGACAUUCCUCUUAUAUUAGAAACACCAUCAAACAAUGACCCAAAGAUAUGGCAAGAUGAAAUUAAACUUUUAAGAUGGCUCUAUGGAAAAGAAUCAGAUGAUUCUGAAUUUUCUAUAAAAUUAAAAGAAUUAAAAGAUUUAGGGAAAAUUGAAGAGAAUUCAAACAAAUUGAAAGUAAAUAAAAAGCCACGUGAAUCUAAAAAAGCAAAAAAAUAA